This is a messenger RNA of Mercurialis annua (annual mercury), 872 nucleotides long. Its product is annotated as ADP-ribosylation factor-like. Lineage: Eukaryota; Viridiplantae; Streptophyta; Magnoliopsida; Malpighiales; Euphorbiaceae. The record is from RefSeq and is a predicted model, not a curated record. Bases 126 to 671 code for a protein of 181 amino acids. Gene Ontology annotation, molecular function: GTP binding; GTPase activity. Gene Ontology annotation, biological process: vesicle-mediated transport; intracellular protein transport. The transcript has 7 exons. Gene Ontology annotation, cellular component: cytoplasm.
GCGGCAGUUUGACGCCAAUAAAAUUCCCAUUAUUUCAGCCUACAAAAAACUCUCUUCGCUUCUUAUCUCUCUGUCUUUGAAUUGUUUUGGAUCGUUGAAAUCGAAUCAGAUCAAAUCGAGAGAUCAUGGGGCUUAGUUUUACGAAGCUGUUCAGCAGGCUGUUUGCUAAAAGGGAAAUGAGAAUUCUGAUGGUGGGUCUGGAUGCAGCUGGUAAAACCACUAUUUUGUACAAGCUCAAGCUUGGUGAAAUUGUCACCACUAUCCCUACCAUUGGAUUCAAUGUGGAGACUGUGGAAUAUAAGAACAUCAGCUUCACAGUUUGGGAUGUUGGAGGUCAAGACAAGAUUCGUCCUUUAUGGAGGCAUUACUUCCAGAACACUCAAGGCCUCAUAUUUGUGGUGGAUAGUAAUGACAGGGAUCGUGUUGUUGAGGCAAGGGAUGAGUUGCAUAGAAUGUUGAAUGAGGAUGAACUGAGAGAUGCCGUCUUGCUUGUAUUUGCAAACAAACAAGAUCUUCCCAACGCAAUGAAUGCUGCAGAAAUAACUGACAAGCUCGGGCUUAACUCUCUCCGUCAACGCCACUGGUACAUCCAGAGUACUUGUGCAACAUCAGGAGAGGGCCUUUAUGAGGGGCUCGAUUGGUUGUCUAACAACAUUGCUAGCAAGGCUUGAGAAAAAACUCGAAGAUUUUGGUGUGCGUUUCUGGGAAGCCAAGUUCACGUUUUGUUCGGAGAGAUUGCGAUUGUAAUAGCAGAAUGUUGAUUUAGAUAUGCAUAAAUACAAUAUGGAUGUGUGCAAUCUGUCUUUAGCUAGUAAGUAAAUCUUGAAAACAUAAUUAUGAAUGACUAUAAUGCUUUGUUUGCGAGUGGUAAA